CACUUUCUUGUCCCAUGUGGCCUGCAGUUUUUUCUGUUGCCUCUAGAGUUCAUAUCUUUGUCAACUUAACUGCAGAAUAGCACACUGGAUGUCAUCAUUCUCAAGGAGGUGUUUUUACAAGAAACAGACGCUCUGAUCAGCCAGACAGCAGCUUCAUCAGUGUAAUACACAACCAAAACCUCAGAGAGGAAUGAACAAAGAGACAAAAAUGAUGAUGUUCGGUCUGUUUCUAACAGCUGUAAUCAGCCCUGUGUUUGCUGAAGAUUGGAGGGCCAAUGUUGUAAAAAACCUUGACGCCCUGGUCACAUCCUGUGUUGUGGUACCCUGUUCAUUCAGCCAUCCUAAAGAGAACCUGCCCUCCUCCAGACUAAGAGGGAUCUGGCAUUUUUCAACUGACAAAAGCAAACGCAUCUAUUACCAGGAUAUCACACAGGUCUUGGAAAACUUCAGGGGCCGCACAAGGUUGUUGGGACAUCUGGGUCAGGACAACUGCACUUUAGAAAUUACUGACGUUAAAGAUCAUGACAACGGCCCUUUCUGUUUCCGGAUCGAACUAGCACGAACGGAGACUGAUACAUCCACCGUUGACAAGUUCUCCUUUGUGGAGAGUUGUGUCACAUUCAGAAUGCUCCCUGAUCCUCCGAAACCUACACUGAAUCACCCAAAGACGGCCAUUCAAGAUCGUCCCUACAUUAUCACCUGUUCAGUCACCCACACCUGCCCGACCCAUGUGCCUAAACUCACAUGGAGUAGAGGCACAGGAGAUGAGAUAAUAGAGGUCCACAAGAAAACUGGUUUUGGCUACUGGGAGGCCCAGUCCAUCCUGACCAUCGUUCCUAAGGAGAAGGAUGAUCACAGUGAGGUCACCUGUACAGCACAAUUUAAUGGACAGAAGACAUCAUCUACACCAUUGACACUCUAUGUAAAACGCACAGAAAACUACAACCACAUCAUCAUUCCCACGGUGGCGGUGAUUGGUACAGCUGUGAUCUUUGCAGUCCUCUGCGUUUUUAUGGUGAAAAGAUACAAGAAACGCAUCGCAGAGCUCCAAAGUGGGGAUGGCAGCAUGUGGAACCGACUAUCCAGGCUGUCUCGCAGGAUUCGCUCUGAUGGCCCAGGACCAUCUCGUUCUGAUCAAAGAAGGUCUAUGUGGAGCAGAUUUUCAAGAAGGCCUAAAGGGGACACGGUGGAUUUGGGGCAUACGCCUAAAAACCUAAACUCAAAAUCCUGUGCCGACCAGAAAGUCUCUAAGGGACGUUUCCCAUCCCCUAAAAGCCAGCCAAAAUCCUGCAAUUACCAAGAGGACCUUGAUGGUGACGAUUACAUGAACACUGCAGACAUCAACAUCUAUGGAAACAUCUGAAAAAACACCAGAAAACUAAUCUUAUUUGAUUCUUUAUGAUCUUUUAUGAUAAGAGCAUCUGAUGACUGAAGUUUUGUUGUACAUGAUUACUAUGAUCAUCUCAAUCACAACAUAUUUAAUUAUGCCUAAUAAAUUGAUAAUACAGUUUGUAUAUAUAUAUAUAUAUAUAGGCCUAUAUAUAUAUAUAUAUACACACACACACACACACACACACACAGUGUUUUAUACUUUAUUAUUAAUAUAAUGACUUUUGCAUAACAGUUAUAUGCAAGUUUGUUCAGCUAAUGUAUUAAUUUGUUUAGGCAUGAUGGCAUCAUUUUUGGGCCUGAAACAUAAUCCAAAUGUCAUAGUGAAGUGGAAGUGAAGAAAUACCAAAGGCAAAAAAAUGAAAGACAAGAAAGAAGACUAGUUGUCCCUUCUAACUCUUAACAAGAAAGUGAAAAAGUGUAUUUAGCUAAAUGUCAAACAAUUUCUUCUUCUUUAAAUCAUUUAAAUGCAUCAACAUACACAUAUAUUCAUAUGGUGCUGGUGCAUUUCAUAUCUCAAAGUCAUUCAAAAAAUUAAAUAAGAGAAUAAAUAUGGAGGGGGGGCGGGGGGCAGUAUCGUUUACAGGAAGCAGCAUAAUCCAUUUGGUAGGCAAAUUGCCCUCCCCAGAUUUUGGGGGAGGAUGCUUGACAUGAUGGUGUGGUUAGAAACUUUAAAAGGUGGUAAAACAAUUCAUAAACAUUCCACUCUGAAGGUAAGUCAUUCUGAUUUUAAAGAAAUAGCAUAUAAAAAAAACUAAAGAAGUUUUCCUUCUUCUGCAUCUUACAAUUUAAUAUUAGUUUAAAUGCUG
Molecule: messenger RNA, 2198 nt
Organism: Etheostoma cragini (Arkansas darter)
Lineage: Eukaryota; Metazoa; Chordata; Actinopteri; Perciformes; Percidae
Product: myelin-associated glycoprotein-like
Exons: 13
Coding region: 191-1363 (390 amino acids)
Source: RefSeq, a predicted model, not a curated record